GUAAAGCGAGAGGGAGAGAGCCGGGUGUCAAUGUUAAGGUGACACAUUAGAGGCGGCGGGGGCGGCGCCACGUAACCUGCGCAUUGUCCUGGGCGUAAGUGCGGUUGGUGCAUUGUGCGGAGAGCGCGGCGCGGGCGGCAGAGGCGCCGCCGAGGGGAGAAGCCCCGCCGCCGCCAUGGAAGGCAAGCCAAGCGACCAGCUGCUGUGCGACAGCCUCAUUCUCUGGUUGCAGACAUUUAACACUGCUGAAUCCUGCAGGGAAGUUCAGGACUUAACUAAUGGUGUUGCCAUGGCACAAGUACUUCAUGAAAUUGAUGCUGCCUGGUUUGACAACGCUUGGCUAAGCCGCAUUAAAGAAGAUGUUGGUGACAACUGGAGAAUAAAGGCUAGUAAUUUGAAGAAAGUUCUUCAAGGAAUUACUGAUUAUUAUCAUGAGUUUUUAGGUCAGCAGAUUUCAGAAGAUCUCCUUCCUGAUUUGAACCGAAUAUCUGAACAUUCUGACCCAGUAGAGUUGGGCAGGUUAUUGCAGCUCAUUUUAGGCUGUGCAGUCAACUGUGAAAAGAAGCAAGAACAUAUACAAGUUAUAAUGACACUGGAGGAGUCUGUGCAGCAUGUUGUAAUGGCUGCUAUUCAAGAGUUAAUGAGCAAAGAAAUAGUGGGCCUUGUUGCAAGUGACUUUCCUGGUGAUCUGGAGCAACAGCUGAAAAGAGCGCUAGAAGAGCUUGCUGAUGUACUAGCGGAAAAAGAAGAACUGAAACAGAGGUGUCAAGAAUUAGACCUACAGGUUGCUGCUCUGCAAGAGGAAAAGAGCAGUUUGAUGUCUGAAAAUGAGAUCAUGAAUGAUAGAUUGGAUCAACUUGAUGGUUCUCUUGAUGAUACAAAUACUGCAGUCGCCAAAAAAUAUUUCCAUGUACAGUUGCAACUAGAACAGCUACAAGAAGAAAAUUUUAGGCUUGAAGCUGCAAAAGAUGAUUAUCGUGUUCAUUGUGAAGAGCUUGAGAAACAGUUGAUUGAGCUUCAGCAUCGAAAUGAUGAACUAACAUCUCUAGCAGAAGAAUCUAGAGCCCUGAAGGAUGAAAUUGAUGUUCUUAGGACAGUUGCUGACAAAGCAAAUAAGCUGGAAUCGACUGUUGAGGUGUAUCGUAAAAAACUGGAAGACCUGAAUGACUUUCGCAGGCAGGUGAAAUCUCUUCAGGAAACAAAUAUGAUGUAUAUGCAUAAUACAGUGAGCCUAGAAGAAGAACUGAAAAAAGCAAAUGCAGCCCGUGCACAGUUAGAAACUUACAAAAGGCAGGUUCAAGAUCUUCAUAACAAACUCUCAGAAGAAUCCAAAAGGGCAGAUAUACUGGCAUUUGAAAUAAAGCGACUAGAAGAGAAGCAUGAAGCAUUAAUCAAAGAGAAAGAGCGAUUGAUAGUUCAGCGGGAUGCCCUGAAAGAGACAAAUGAAGAGCUUAGGUGCUCACAAAUGCAACAGGAUCACCUGAACCAAACAGAUGUCUCUGCUGUAAGAAGUCAUGAAAAUCUUGCUGCUGAAAUCGUUCCAGUAGAAUACAGGGAAAUGUUCAUUCGGCUACAGCAUGAAAACAAGAUGCUCCACUUACAACAAGAAGGGUCUGAAAAUGAAAGAAUUGUAGAGCUCCAAGAGCAGCUGGAACAGAAGCAUCGGUCAAUAAAUGAACUAGAAACAGAAAAUAGAUUGAGCAAGGAGCGUGUUGGAGAGCUACAGCAGCAAAUUGAGGAUCUCCAGAAGACUUUGCAGGAGCAAGCAUCCAGGACAGAAGGAGAAGGGUCCAGCAAGUUGAAAGAGAAGAUAGCAGCGCAUAUGGAGAAGUUGAGUGAAGUCCACGAUGAGCUGCAGAAGAAAGAGGCUCUUCUUGCAGAUCUCCAGCCAGACAUGAAUCAAAAUGUAGCACAAAAAAUUGAAGAACUGGAAGCAGCUUUACAUAAGAAAGAUGAAGAUAUGAAAUCAAUGGAAGAAAGGUAUAAGAUGUACUUGGAAAAAGCAAGAAGUGUGAUAAAAACUUUAGAUCCCAAAUUAAAUCCAGCAUCUGCUGAAAUCAUGUUGCUAAGAAAACAGUUGUUGGAGAAGGAUAAAAGAAUUGAAGCACUUGAGGGAGAAUGUAAAUUGGCCAAGCUGAAUGAUCAUGAAGAAAAAUUAAUUGUGUCUGCGUGGUAUAACAAGAGCUUAGCAUUUCAUAAACUGGGAUUGGAAUCCAGACUGAUAAGUGGGAACACGGCAUACAAAGACAAUAGUUCCUGCCUACCGGCCCGCUCUUUCCUUGCUCAGCAGCGGCACAUCACCAACACUCGAAGGACCCUCUCCGUAAAAGUACCUCCUGCAACAUCAGAUUAAACCAGGGAGGAUAUUUGUGCACUUAAGUGUCCUUAACGUAUUUUGUAACAUUUGUUUUGAAGUAAUCAACAAGGAAUAGGAUGCUGUGCAUCUGCUAUUUUGCAGGGGAGACCUGACUGAUGACAAAUGUAAUUUAACCAACUGAUUACAGUUAGAGCCCCACAACCUCUGUGGUUUCACUUUUCUGCACCUGGAAGGAAAUUGUCUCUUUGGGAAUUUGCUAGGUCUUCUAGCAUGAUUCUGUGGUAUGUUUUCCCCAGAAGUUUCCAUAGAGUCAUGAUAGCGGACCUAGAAUAUUCCUAAAGUGGAUACCUCUCUAGGAAUCUCUAGUUCUUGCAGUACAACUCUGUGGUAUGCUGGUGUCCAAAGUCAAGUGAUUUAAUCAUAUUUUGUCGUACCUGUUGAUCAGGUAACUGUGGUCUGAUCAGGAAUUGAUAAGGGGGGUUUUACCAUAUAAGAAGAAAUGCAGGUCUAAUAUUUUUUUCUAAAUUUAAAAAGAUUUGAAUUUUCUAGAUUUAAAAAGAUUGGAGUUCUAAAGAGUUUGUAUUUGUCUUCAUGGCAACAUGUUAAAAUUCUGUUUAAUCUUUUCAAUUAAUUAUAAUUACUAAUUUUAAUGGAGGUAGUUUAUUUUAAACGUAGUCUCAGCAAAGAAAGGUAUUUUCCCACAGUUUUCUUCUACUAUUUUUUGUUUAAAAAACACAAAGAAUGACCAAAAGUUUAAAUACAUAAUUGUCUUUCAGUAUUCAUGCUGCAGGAUUUUGUUUAGUGUUUUGUUAAUUUUUAAAUUGAAAAAAUAUAAGCAAAUAUAAUUAGACUUAUGUCGUGAAAAUGUAGUAUAUCCAAGCCCUGUUGAGCCCUUGUUCAAUAGAAGUAAUGAUUGUUUUAUGUAGAUACAGCAAAGAUGUUUCCCUUUUUUAAAGAGGUGAGAUUAGCACAGGCCUAAUGUCUGUAUUUGAAAUGAAUUAACAGUGUCCUUAAAAAUAAUUAUGUGGUUUUAAAUUACAAGAUUUUGAAAAGUUUUAAGGUUAACCUUAAAUUGGUUUUUUUUAUAUGACUUCAGGCCUGGGCCACAGGGUGUCUGGGCUGAAUGGCAUUGUGAGCUUAUGAGUCUCUUUGCCAUACUACAAGCUGAAUAUGCAGGGUUAUAAUAUAUUGAGAAGUUUCAUGGUUGAGCAAAAUAUCUGAGCACAUGCAGCUCCUAAAGGCAAAGCAGGGACCACAGACCUGGUUUUUGGAUCUUACUGUAUGGUGACUAAGGACUGGACUAUACCAUGUUGGCAACUUGAUGGCAUGGCAGUGCUUAACAUUGCAUAAACAAUGGUUUCUGUGAGUUUGUGUUUGCGCCUAUAUAUUUUUUUUAUUAUAAAAGAUUAAUAACUUCUUGCUAUACAUGCCUUGGAAUAGGUAUUCUGUGAAGAUGCUCUCAUGGUCGAUUCUAAAGCUUUCUAAACUCCUUUAGUAUAAAAUAUUGCUAUUUUAUAUAAUUAAAACCAACAGUCAUUUGUUUGCACUGUGUCUACUUUGUGCUAGUGAUAAAGUAGGCAGUCCUCCAUAAAACCUUGUUUGGCAAUAAAGCAGCUUUUUAGGAUUAUGCUGCACUCUUUAAACCGAUUUGUUUAUUCAAACUGAUAUUGUACAAUAAUUUGAGAUGCAAAAGUAUGUGUGACUGCAUAUUGACCAAGGGAAAUGCAUGUUUGUUUUCAAGACUGACCUUCUACUUUUAAAAGUACAGUAUAUGUAAAAGUAUUUUACAUAUAGUGGACCAGGGUCUUGUGACUGUAAAUGCAGUGUUUCAAAUUAUGUCAGAAUGUUUACCAUAGUUUCAAAGAAUUUAUACACUUUAGAUACUAUUGAGUUCUGUCAUCUUAGCUGUAAAGUUUGCUUUGGUUUUUGGCUGGACACAAAAGCAUAAUUUUUAUAAUGUAGAUCUACAGUUUAGAUUUUCUAUUUAUCAAAACUGACCUAAAAUAUAUGGAGUUUUAGCUGCAGUUACACGCGAUUCAGUUUAUACUGCACAUUUAAUUAUUAUUGCUUUAAUUUUAAUACUGGGAGCACAGUUAUGCCUUAUACAAACCUACUCAGAAGUUAGUUCUACUGAAUUCAGUAGGGCUUGCUCCCAAGUAAAUGUUUUUAGGAUUAGAGCCUAAGCAUAUAUAGACAGAACCUCCAGUCCUCCUGUUUUUUAACAUUUCAUUAUCACCUCUUGAGUUUUCAGAUGGUUUAAUGUACUUUUUGUGUUUUCAGUAGCUCUCUGAACAUUUCAUCUGGUCUGAAUUUGUAGGGAUAAAUGGCUAAUGCAGAUAUUAUGACAUGGUGUUAAUGAUACAAUAUUUUUGUAUUUCCUUGUAAACAAAUACAGCUCUAAUUGCAGUGAGUAGUUAUGCAUUGUCCGCAGAUCACGAGCACAAGAUUUUCCAGCAAUUAUCAUUUAUAAUACGCUACAUAUGACUUCUACUAGAACAUGGAUGUUAACACCAAGGCUCAAUUCUCAGGAGACCCUUUUUUUUUUGGCUGGGAAAUAGAUAACAAUAUUCUUUCCAGUCUUAUUCUCAGUACAGAGUUGGCUGAGGAUGAAUCUAAAGACCAAGAUUUUGAUUUUAACUAUAUUGGCAAUUAGUGCGGAAAUUACUGCAGAUCUUCACACAGACGUUGCACAGGCUUUACAAACUUUAGAAAAUACAAUAAGUCUAUAACAUCCACUUGUUCUUCUUUCUUAGCACAAUCAAUCAUGAAUGUCUCAGGAGACAUCUUAUUCAUUGCAUGUUAUUGGACAUGGCAACUGCAGAUGCAAUCGUUUUUGUGACAAUUAUUUGCAACUCUGCUGGUUUUUUGUCUGCUUGGUAUAGCAGUAGUCUUUAUAUUUGGAACUACCUCUUUUGAUUAAUAAGAAUCAAUAGCAGUCACGUAUUUUGAUCACCAGCACCUGAAUACAUCUCUAUUUAGCUGAGACAGACUCAGGUAAAGAGAAAUUGUCUUGAAAUUGUUGGCUUUUAAAGCAAAAUAUAUGAAUUAUCCUUAACCAUGAAACAAAUGUAUAUUAUUUCACUUAAUACAGAAUAUUUAAUCCAGGUGUUGUUUGUUUCCUGUGUCAACUGCAUGGUUUUCCCCAUUAGGUUCAGAAGCACUUUGUGUAACAGUUUUAUGACUUGAUGUGAUAUGUGCUUUUAAUUAUUUUUUUAAACCAUGGACUUUGAAAAAAGAGUUCAAGUUAAGACCUCUUUGUUACCAGACUAACACAUCCAGUAUAAUUAAUGACAUCUUUCUCUUCAAAAUUAAAUGUUCCAUUUUUCUCCAGCAACCAUUUAAUUAGGAUAAUACAACUGUAGGCAAUAUUCACAUUUUCUUUUAAUAAGAAUAAAUUGUAGGUGUAAGUUUAUAUUUCCAGUUUAGAAUUAUCCUUAUAUUGUCGAAGGCUUUAUAUUUCCAGUUAGAAUAACCUCUCUAAUGUGAACCAUGUCUGAUUUGAAAGCAAAUAGGCUGUAUAAAAUCGUGGGGAGGAAAAAGAAUUUGCACUAAUUUGUAAACAUGGUUUUAUUCUUUGUUCAAAAAACAUUAUUUUGUAUCCACAUUAAAAAACUUUUGACAUC
Messenger RNA from Anolis carolinensis (green anole), 5940 nucleotides. RefSeq names its product hook microtubule tethering protein 1 (gene hook1). The record is from RefSeq and is a predicted model, not a curated record. NCBI's taxonomy places the organism in Eukaryota, Metazoa, Chordata, Lepidosauria, Squamata, Anolidae. Gene Ontology annotation, cellular component: centrosome; cytoplasm. Gene Ontology annotation, biological process: cytoplasmic microtubule organization; cytoskeleton-dependent intracellular transport. Gene Ontology annotation, molecular function: microtubule binding; dynein light intermediate chain binding. Bases 176 to 2353 code for a protein of 725 amino acids. The transcript has 22 exons.